Rhizoctonia solani is the source of this 981-nucleotide messenger RNA. RefSeq names its product GDP-mannose 4,6-dehydratase. NCBI's taxonomy places the organism in Eukaryota, Fungi, Basidiomycota, Agaricomycetes, Cantharellales, Ceratobasidiaceae. Gene Ontology annotation, biological process: GDP-mannose metabolic process. Bases 1 to 981 code for a protein of 326 amino acids. Gene Ontology annotation, molecular function: GDP-mannose 4,6-dehydratase activity. The transcript has 9 exons. The record is from RefSeq and is a predicted model, not a curated record.
AUGGCUGCUCCUAUUGCUCCCGCUGCUUUCGCCUUGUCUAGGCACGGUGACCCAGAGGAGUACCGUAAACGCAAGGUCGCACUCAUUUCCGGUAUCACGGGUCAGGACGGAUCGUACUUGACUGAAUUGCUCCUUGAAAAGGGCUACGAGGUACACGGUGUGAUCCGUCGCUCGUCUAGCUUCAACACCAACCGUCUUCAGCAUCUCUACGCGGAUCAACACGAACGACCCAACAAGUUCCACCUUCACUAUGGUGACCUCUCCGAUAGCACGAACCUCGUCUACGUGAUUGCUCAGGUUCAGCCUACCGAGGUAUACAACCUGGGCGCACAGAGUCACGUCAAAGUCUCGUUCGAAAUGGCCGAGUACACCGGAGACGUGGACGGCCUUGGAACCCUGCGUCUCCUGGAUGCGAUCCGUACCUGUGGUCUGGAAAAGCAUAUUCGAUUUUACCAAGCGUCCACGUCCGAAUUGUACGGAAAGGUCGUCGAGACGCCCCAGUCUGAGACUACCCCCUUCUACCCCCGCCCCGUAUGGUGUCGCCAAGCUGUACGCUUACUGGAUUACCGUCAACUACCGAGAGGCCUAUGGCAUAUUUCGCGUGCCGUUGCUGAGAUUUCGCUGGGAAAACAACAAUGUUUGUACCUUGGUAACUUGGAUGCUCAACGUGAUUGGGGCCAUGCUAAGGAUUAUGUCGAGGGUAUGUGGCGUAUCCUUCAGCAAGACACCCCGAGGACUUUGUUCUUGCGACGGGUGAAACCCACUGCGGUCGUUGGUAUCCAAGUCAAGUGGGAAGGUGCUGCAACGGGCAAGGUUAUCGUCCGUGUUGACACGCGUUACUUCCGUCCCGCCGAAGUCGAUCUUUUGCUCGGGACACCUAAGAAGGCGAAGAAAAGCUCGGUUGGAAACGCAAAGUCACGUUUGACGAACUUGUCAAGGAAAUGGUUUCGGCAGAUUUGGAGCGGCCAAGAACCUCGUUGA